Gavialis gangeticus (Gharial) is the source of this 1973-nucleotide messenger RNA. RefSeq names its product LY6/PLAUR domain containing 6 (gene LYPD6). Gene Ontology annotation, biological process: positive regulation of canonical Wnt signaling pathway. The record is from RefSeq and is a predicted model, not a curated record. Gene Ontology annotation, molecular function: acetylcholine receptor inhibitor activity. The coding region runs from base 155 to 664 and encodes 169 amino acids. Lineage: Eukaryota; Metazoa; Chordata; Crocodylia; Gavialidae. The transcript has 5 exons.
UCUUGUUAGCUACAGAGUGAAAAGCUCCUGCGCUGGAACGCUGUAAGGGGAAGUGCUGCUGACUCUUGGAAUGCCCUGACAAUAUCAGUGCAUUAUCCUUCCAGUUUUAAAGAGACCUUCCUCCCAGGAAACCCAUGAGUGAAGCCUCUCUGCAAUGGAACCCCAGCCUACCCUGGCCUGGGUCCUACUACUGAGCCUGAUCGCUGACUGUCUGAAAGCUGUUCAACCUCGAGACUUUACAGUGAAAGACAUUAUCUAUCUUCAUCCUUCAACCACCCCAUAUCCUGGUGGAUUUAAAUGCUUCACCUGUGAAAAAGCAGUGGACAAUUAUGAAUGCAACCGGUGGGCUCCAGAUGUCUAUUGUCCAAAAGGUACAAGAUACUGCUUCACACAACACAAGCUGGAAGACAGUGGAAAGAGCAUAUCUGUCACCAAGCGAUGUGUGCCAUUAGAAGACUGUUUGUCUACAGGCUGUGUAGAUUUAAAAUACGAAGGACAGAAGAUCUGCACUUCCUGCUGUGAAGGAAAUAUCUGCAACUUACCAUUACCAAGAAAUGCAACUGAUGCAGUAUUUGCAACAACAUCCCCUAUAAACCAGACAAAAAGACUUUCACAACACAUAUCACUAAUAACUUCAUGUCUCUUAUUGGUAUUUACUUCAUAGCAAUAUUACAAGGUGCUGUUUUUAUGGUCAGAAAAGGUAAACCAGCACUUGCAUAUUUUUUGAAUCUUAUCUUAAUAUAUGUUUUAAAUUCCAGUAUUUCAAGGACAUUCCCAAAAUUUAAUUUCUCCCUGAAUGUUUCUUGUCUUACAGUCAGUGCAGAGUCUAAUGUACCUGAUGUAUAAAUGCAACUGAAGGAGGGAAAAAACCUGGUUGUUUUAACUUUAAUAUUCUGAGUAUAAAUACAUUUUAAAGCUAGUGGUCUGUAGCAUACAUCAGUGCAUAGAAUAUUCUUAAAAUAUCGGUGUCUUCUCUCCAUGAAGUAGUUAUAUUUAAAAAAAUACUGCAUAGCUACAAGAUUCUAUCAGCAUUUGUUUUGAGGGUUUUUUUGAAGCUGGCAUAAGAGAAAGCAUUGUUGACAGUUUUUACAUUAUAACUUGGAAACAGAUUACUACUAAAUUAAGGGCUAAUCCAGCAAUGUCCUAGCAUUCCAAAUUCCUGCUGACUUCAGUGAGAAUUAUUUGACAAUGACUACCACAGUACUGCAUUUUAAAUUGAAUACAUAUAUAAUCAAACAACACUUUAUUUUAUAUAUAUAUAUAUUUUUUUCCCAUCUAUCAAAGUGUGUAAAGGGCAGUAAUGCUAUUGUUUGAGUAAGCAAAAGACAACAUUUUGAGAAACACACACAUAACCUAUUAUACUCUGUCAUUUCUCUUAACACCCUCCUCCCAACAUAUGGUGUAAAAAGACUACAAGCCGUGGCUAUAUUUUUGGUACCCAGUGCUUAUUUUAGCUGUAAAUCAUUUACAUGGUAUUUAUUUUUGUAUGGUAUGAUUGCAACCUAAAGUAUUGUAAAAAAAAUCCAUUCUUAAGACCAAUAUAUCCUGAUAGGUUAGUUGUUUUAAGAGUGGGUAAACUUGUAAUAUAUUCGCUAUGAUAAAUUAUCUAUAAUAUUUUGAACCAGUGUUGAAAACGAUGAACUUGUUUUCCAAGGUCAGUGGGAAAUUAAAGUGGCCAUUGCUGGUUUAUCUUAACACUAAAUAAAAAUAUGGUGGAACUUUGUGCAUUGCACAUCUAGAUAAUCACACAUUUAAGUGAUUUUAUGGACUAGUUUUGGUUAGCAGCAAUUGACCAGUAACUUGCACUUCAUCAAGUUACAAUACAGCUUUAUGCCAUAAACUUUCUGUGAAUUAUAUCAUAAAAGGAAGGGAAGAUUGCUGGAAUCUGAGAAAAUGCCUUAUAAAGGGCUCAUAACAUUUUACAAACAAGCAUUAAUCCAGUAGAGUUCCUUUCAGAUAUAUAUGUAAUAGCU